AUGUUCCUAUACAUGGUAGCCGAGCUCUCAGCUCUACAACAAAUCGUCACUCUCCUCACCGGACUCAACGGCCUCCCCGUCGUCAUCGUCGAAUGCGCCGUCACCACCAUCUACACCUCACUCGGCGGUUUCAAAGUCUCAUUCGUAACCGAUAACAUCCAAGGAGUGAUGGUCAUCGGUCUAAUCAUCAUGGGCGUCAUCGCCGUAGGCGUAGAAACAGACAUCGACCGCUCCCUCAUCGACCAAUCCGGAUACCUCGAGUCCAGCCUUCUAGGCUGGCAACUCAUUUACAUUCUUCCCGUCGCCAUCCUGUCAAACGACUUCUUCCUCUCAGGCUUCUGGAUGCGCACUUUUGCUGCUCGUACUGACAAAGAUCUUUGGAUUGGUGUCUCGCUGGCUAGUGUGGGUGUGCUGAUUAUCCUCACUUUGCUGGGUGUCGGAGGUAUGCUUGCCGCAUGGUCUGGCGCGUACACGAUCGGUGACGAAGAAAACGGUUCCCUGGCUUUCUUCUUGUUGCUAGAGCGGCUGCCGGCAUGGGUCGUCGGCGUCGUUCUUGUGAUGACUAUUUCACUAUCUACCGCUGCCUUCGACUCCUUCCAGUCUGCUAUGAUCAGCACGGGAAGCAACGACUUCUUCCGCAACAAGCUCAAUAUCUGGAUUAUUCGCGCUUGCGUUGUUGUGAUCAUCAUCCCUGUCGUGGUCGUCGCUCUGCGCAGUCCGGAUAUCUUGCAGAUCUUCCUGAUCAGUGACCUGGUUAGUGCGGCGGUUGUGCCUUGUCUUGUUAUCGGGUUGAGCGAGAAGUUUUACUUUUACCGCGGUUUCGACUUUGUUGUUGGUGGUCUCGGGGGUAUCUUUACCAUCUUCCUGUUCGGACUCGUAUACUACGAUGGCGAUGUGACGCUUGCUGGCAACUUGCUGUUACUCGAAGGUGGAUUGUAUGCCAAUGACUGGAGCGCUUUUGGCGCUUUCGUAGCAGCGCCCUUUGGAGGUCUGCUCUGGGCUUUCGCUGCUUGCGCUCUUCGCAUUGGUUUCCUUUGGGUCAAGGCCAGGGUUCAGGGUCGUCGUUUCGAUGCGUUUGAUCGACCCAUCCCACGGAACAUCGAUAGACCCGGUGCGUUUGACGACCAUGAUGGUGAGGCUGUGCUCGAGCACAGCAGCGUGGAGACUGGCAGUAAAGGGAAGUUCUUCUAA
Molecule: messenger RNA, 1191 nt
Organism: Alternaria atra
Lineage: Eukaryota; Fungi; Ascomycota; Dothideomycetes; Pleosporales; Pleosporaceae
Exons: 3
Coding region: 1-1191 (396 amino acids)
Biological process (GO): transmembrane transport
Cellular component (GO): membrane
Molecular function (GO): transmembrane transporter activity
Source: RefSeq, a predicted model, not a curated record